GUGUUUGUGCUACAGCGCAAUACAAUAGCACGUGUCGGUGUAAUACCACUCCAGCACGUAUGGUGGAGGACGUGGAUCAGACGAGCGGUCGGAGUUGAAGCCUCACACACUUGUCUUUCCUUUUCCGGAGACUGCCGUGUGCGGCGGCGUUUUAGAAUGAUGGUGACCGGAGACACGGGCGUUAUGGAUCUACGUUCUCCGACGGUCUCUGAAGCCUCCACGUUGGAUGAUGAAAGUGUAACGAAAAGCCGAUCAGAGCGUCGACCAGCAGAGGGGAUCCGUGUUAUUCCCAUCCACCUCCGCCCGGACCUGCUGCUUCCCUGCGCUGACCUCGUCAACUCCGAGUGGCAGAGGAGCCAAGCUGCCCGCGUUCACUCGCUGCAGAAAUCCUGUCCGGAGUUCCCCAUCUGCCUGGUUCUGUUGCAAGGUUCCAAAGACGCCGAGAGGAUCCUGGGACACGCUCGACUCUCCAGAGUCGUAGACCGCGGCGGCAGCCUGUUCGUGGAGUCGGUGGUCGUGUCAAAGGCGGAGAGGGGCAAAGGCUACGGGCGAACAUUGAUGGAGGAGACAGAGCGCUAUGCCAAAAGCCGAGGCUUCAGUCGCUUGUGCUUGACCACCCACGAUAAGCAACAUUUCUACGCCCACAUCGGCUAUGCGCUGUCGACGCCGGUGCAGAACGCCGGAGCCGUGGCAUCAUUCGUUCCGAUGGAGAUGCUUGUCAGGUUUUCCCGGAUGCCUGAUGUAGAGGUGAACAUGCAAAAACAAACACAGAAGGUUGGAAAGGGGCACCCAGUUGGGACUGCUGGACCUCCUCCUCAGUGUUCUAUACCUCAACUCUCUCCGACAUCCUCCAUCCUUCCUCCUCCGCCUCCUCCACCACCACCACCUCCUUCCACCCCUCCUCCUCCUGGAGGAGAACCCAUGAUUCAGACUCUCACGAAAACUCCCUACAGAGAUGCAAAGGGAGUGUCGAUUUUUUGGAUGCACAAAGACCUCUGAAGACAAUUCUGGGGUAAACGGUCUCAAAAAGAAACUAGUGGACAAAACCUAAAGAGAGAUGAGUUCUAAAGCUUUUAUGUACUAGAUCAUAUCUGGAGCCCAUUAAAUUUUAACACCACUAAACUACGGGAGGUGUGUAAUCCUUACAAUGCACGUAUCGUGUUCUUCCGUUAUUUUUUUUUAGUUCUGGGAUGACGGCAAAAUGACAUGGUUCCUCUUUGACAGAAAAAUAUAUCAGCAUCCAUUUUCUGAAGAGCUUGUUCGAGCAUCACGGAAGAAGAAUAAUUCAAUGAAUGUUAUUGGAAAUAUUUGUUUUGUUGCAGUAGAUACAAAAAAAAUCUACACCCCUCUUCAAAUGUAAUUUUUUUGUGAUGGAAAAGAAUGAGACAAUCAUUUCAAAAGGUUUUCCCACCAUUAAUGUAACUGAUAACAUGCACAAUUCAUUUCAGGAAAAAAUCUUUCUAGAGAUAAAGGCAAAAUAAAUGACUGAAAGUGUCUGUUUGUUUAAAAAAAAAGUCUUCCUGUCUAUACUGUCAAUUUGCAGGUAAGAAUAAUGUUUGUAAUGUUGGUUAGGUGAAGACUCCCGUAGGUGUGACUGUUACUGUGAUUGGCUGUUUGUUCAAAAGUGCUUUGUGAUUGGCCAGCAACUAGUUGGGUGUUUGUGCUGCCUCUCACCUCCAACACUGCUUAUGACCCAAGUGAGGAUGUGUGCUGACAAAUGUUGUUCUUAAUCUAUUUGUUGACCAAGCGGUGACCUUUGCCCCAUCCUUGCAUUCAAACUUCUGAGCCUCUUGACGAUGCUCCUUUUAUAAUCAAUCACGACCCUCACACGUUACAAUUUAACAUGUUCAUGUGUGGAAUGUUUGUUUGAAACAGUUUUUUUUUUUUUUAGCGUUCCCUCAACUUUUUUCUUUUGUGUUUGUUUUGUUUUGUUGCCCCUGUUACAGCUUUUUGGGAA
This is a messenger RNA of Syngnathoides biaculeatus (alligator pipefish), 1957 nucleotides long. Its product is annotated as N-alpha-acetyltransferase 80. Bases 157 to 999 code for a protein of 280 amino acids. The record is from RefSeq and is a predicted model, not a curated record. Gene Ontology annotation, biological process: protein acetylation. Gene Ontology annotation, molecular function: acetyl-CoA binding; N-acetyltransferase activity. The transcript is spliced from 2 exons. NCBI's taxonomy places the organism in Eukaryota, Metazoa, Chordata, Actinopteri, Syngnathiformes, Syngnathidae. Gene Ontology annotation, cellular component: cytoplasm.